AUGAGGAUGAUUUGCGAGAAGAGGAGCCUGAGCUCGAUCGAGCUGAGUCGAGCUGAGGAUCGAGCUGAGAUCGAGCUGAGAUCAGCCAGGAAGUGCGGAUUUGGGAUUGGACUUCUCCAAAAGUUCAACAAAUGGCAAGGGAAAGCCAUUGAGAAGAUGCAAAAGUCCAUGGACAAGAUGGUGAGCAAGAUCAAAAGUUUGGAGAAGAAGGUUUCUGGUUCUUCAAGCAAGAAGAAGAAGUCCAAGGCCCCCACAUUCCCUAGGAGUAGAUCACUUCUCACCACUCCAAGGAGGCUCCCUGCCCAAGAGCCUCACAGAGCCUCUUCUUUCGAGCCAAGGGAAGGAGAAGACAACACGCUCUUCCAAUCCAUACUCGACAUCCACCAAAAUCAAUCAUCGAGCUGA
This is a messenger RNA of Microthlaspi erraticum, 405 nucleotides long. NCBI's taxonomy places the organism in Eukaryota, Viridiplantae, Streptophyta, Magnoliopsida, Brassicales, Brassicaceae. The record is from the annotation of a GenBank genome assembly.